Sphaeramia orbicularis (orbiculate cardinalfish) is the source of this 3169-nucleotide messenger RNA. Its product is annotated as ankyrin repeat and SOCS box protein 9-like. NCBI's taxonomy places the organism in Eukaryota, Metazoa, Chordata, Actinopteri, Kurtiformes, Apogonidae. The record is from RefSeq and is a predicted model, not a curated record. The transcript is spliced from 7 exons. Gene Ontology annotation, molecular function: protein binding. The coding region runs from base 201 to 1094 and encodes 297 amino acids. Gene Ontology annotation, biological process: intracellular signal transduction; protein ubiquitination; positive regulation of protein catabolic process.
GCCAGCCUGUUUCCUGCAGCUUUAUACUUUGUGAGGAAAUGACAUCACAGCACUAAGGCCGGAGUUGCCACACAAACAAUGAAAACAGAUGAGGAUCAAAUGAGCUUUGACUCCACCAUGGAUGCAGUUCAGUGUCUGCUGCAAAAUCUAUGAGGCAGAACAACCAGGUCAUGAAAGAGUUUGGAACGGUGCUGUGAAAUAUGUCUGACGGGCACAAAGAGACUCAACAAGACAGCACAUGUCAAACUAGAGCUGACGCUGUUUUCUCAAACCCUUUCAUGAGCGAUACUGAGUCGGACUGGUCUCAAAUACACGAUGCAGCCUUUAAUGGACGUGUCCUCGCUCUGCAGAAUCUCAUCACUCAGGGAGCAUGUGUAAACCUGAACACUUUGGACCGAGUUUCUCCCCUCCAUGCAGCAUGUGUACAAGGACACACAGCUUGUGCUAAAGUUUUGGUGGAAAAUGGGGCACAUGUAAACUGUUCAACGGUGGACGGACAAACACCCCUGUCAGAGGCUUGUGCCCGUGGUCAUGUGACCUGUGUAACGCUGCUCCUUCAACAUGGAGCGGCUCCUCAGGGAACCAGUCAUUCCAACUCUCCACUUCACAGUGCAGCAGCUAAAGGUCAUGCAGAGUGCAUUGAGAGCCUUGUUCAGCACGGUGCAGACGUGGACCAGUACAUGGAACGGUCAGGUUCCCCUCUUAACAUGGCCUGUUCCAAUCAGCAGCUGAGUACUGUACGAAAGCUGCUUCAGCUCGGUGCUAGUGUGAACAGUGUUGUUCAUGGGGAUUCUCCCCUGCACACUGCAGCCCGUCUGUCCUCCCCAGAGAUGGUGUCCAUCCUGCUGGACCACGGGGCAGAUCGCCACCUCAGGAACCUGGAGGGCAAACAUCCACUGGACCUGGCACCUCCAAACAGCCUCACAGAGAAGCUGUUGAAACAAGCAGAAACGUCUUCUCUGAUGCAGCUCUGUCGGCUGUUCAUCAGGAGAAUUGCGGGUAAACACAGACUGGGUGAGAUUCAUGACCUUCGCCUUCCCACAGAACUGAAACGGUAUCUUCUCCACCAGUCAGACCCCGGGGGGCAGAUCUAAUGCACAGACACUACCCGGCCUCUAAUGCUCAGAUUUGGUGUAGUUCACAUCUAGGUCAAUAGGUGGUGGACUUGUGCAAUCUUGUGGCGAGUGGAUUUGGUCCAUCAUACCUCAUGGUUUUAUUAUUGUGCUGUUUUUCUUUUGUUUAAGACAGCUGUGUACAAACUGAUUCUUUGGCUCUAUCUAGACGUUAAUAUAAAAAACAUAAAAGUCUGAUAAUUUAAUCAUUAAACACUACUAAAAAAAAGAGUAUGGGCUUAUAAGGUUGAAUGCAUUGUUGAAUAAUUAAUGAAAAACAGCUUAAUACACUGAAACAAUAUUUUUUCAUUACACAAGUGGAAAAAUAUUUGGUACUUCUGUUAUUUGAGACAAAAAUACUGGAUGGUCAGCUGCAGUGUUACUGUGGUUUUGUAAUAAAGCUGCUGUGUUUUUCCCCUGAGACCAACAGGAGAUGAGAUGUCCUUUUAAUAUGUAAUUGUUUAUAUGACUGGCACACAUUGUGCUCCCAGGACGGUGUUUUGAUCCAUGAAAAGGUGUAGAUAAACACGUACAGAUCGACAUGGAGUACAUCUAAGAGAUUUCAAAGUGGGCGUAGGAGCUGAGUUAAAACACAGCACUGGAGAGAUUGGAUCAAUUCCUGUUAAAGGUCUCAUAAUUUGCAAAAAAUAAAGGUAAAGAGUCAGUAUUAUGUCCUGACUGUUAAUUUAUAGCAUGGUCAUUUGUGUUUUAGGAGCAUCUACUUUGAAUAUUAAAUCACAAAUCUAUUUAAAAUGUAAAAAAAACAGACUCUCAGAUGUUAAUAAAUGAGUGACUAAUCUUUAAUUCAUAUUACAAAGAACAGUGAGAGUGUGUUUUUUGGGCUUUACACAACCUAUCUAUGGAGAAAAAACGUUUAAUAUUUUAUAGUAAAAAAAAAAAAUAACAGGCAAGAUGAUAUCAAUAUGUUUUGUUAAAACUGAAAGCUUACAUUAGUUUCAGAUUCAGUUAGUUUUAGGAGAACUCAUUUGAUUUCAGACAGACUAAAACUUUAUCAUGUCAUCUAAGAUGUUGGGAUCUGUAUGUUGAAAAUAAACUGUAUGUACUGUUUAGAUUUACCUGUAUAAAAAAAGAUUGAGCAUGAAAUAAGACAAAAUCUCCUGUUGUGUCUUUGUUCUUGUACAGAGGAUGUGCUGAGGUAUUAUGCAAAUUCAUUCUCCAGGGAAACGGCAGAUUCUUUGGGGUAUUAAGAAUAAUUUGAGUCUAAAAGUCUACAGCCUAAAAAGGAAAUCUGUGCAGCACAAGAAAGUCAACAACAUAAAAACAAACAAAGCCUGUGUGAAAAUGGAAAGCAAAUGCAGAACACCAGAAAAUGUCAUAACCCAGUUAUGAACUGCCUGUUCUUCUUUUAACCCUCGUUUAGUUGAAACUAAGUGGAUCCAGUCUGACAGGGUAAUAAAGAGGAAGAGAGGGCAGCACUGGUGUAAAGACAAGGCUAUGAUCUAUGUGAAAGUUGAUUUUUAUUAUUUAAAAUAAGAAAUUUAGAGUCAAUAAAACGAAGGUAAAAUCUUGUGUAAACAGCAGGUUUAGUGUCUUCAUCAUUAUCAUUUAUUUAUCAUUUAUUCAUCCCCUGCCACAGGAUUGGACAUGGAAAGCAACAGAAAUCUUUAUAUUGAUUCCUUCAAUAGUUUCUUUUUUUUCCCACAGAGAAGAAAUAUGGAGAAGGAGCGAGGUGUCAAUGGCAAUGUUUACAUGCACAAGAGACUGGUUUCUAAUAAGCUGUUUACAUGGGUAAAGAAAAAUUAAAAUUAAUAUUCUGUUAAUGUUCUUCUUUAUAUGCAUCCAUUUGGACUCGGUGUCCCAUUCUCUCAAACACUUUCUUAAAAAUAUCAGCUUUUCAGUGUUUGCUCACAUCCAAGAACCUGAUGAUAUCCUAUUUUAUAAAGUUUAAAGCUAGGCCAGAAAAGUAUCCUUACUUUUAAACGUCCAUCUCUAUAACCUGUGGUAAAAUACACAAGUGAGAUGCAUAAAGUGCUCUAUACAGUCGUGGAAAAAAUUAUUAGACCAUCGAAAGUCAUCAAAAACAAUGGUUAUGUAAU